Arachis duranensis is the source of this 1533-nucleotide messenger RNA. RefSeq lists its product as uncharacterized. The transcript has 8 exons. Lineage: Eukaryota; Viridiplantae; Streptophyta; Magnoliopsida; Fabales; Fabaceae. The coding region runs from base 83 to 1156 and encodes 357 amino acids. Gene Ontology annotation, molecular function: Hsp90 protein binding. The record is from RefSeq and is a predicted model, not a curated record.
UCUGGUAUGUUCUAGAGUAUAGACAAACAAAAGCUGCGUCUGUUUGCAAAGCUAAAGAAAAAGAACCAAAUGAAAGCGGGAAAUGGCGCUAUGGAUGGAAAACGGUUCAGAGCCACUAACAGAAGCCGAGAAGGCAGACCUUGAAGCCAUUGCUGCCAUCAAAGAAUCCGCAGCCAUUGAACUCAAGGAAAAGGGUAACGAGUAUGUGAAGAAGGGUAAGAAGCAUUACUCUGAAGCAAUUGAUUGCUACACAAGGGCGAUUAAUCAGAAAGCAUUGAGUGAUUCUGAGAGCUCUGUUCUUUUUGCGAACAGAGCGCAUGUCAAUUUGCUUCUUGGGAACCAUAGGCGUGCCCUCACUGAUGCUCAACAAGCACUCAACUUGUCCCCUUCCAACAUAAAGGCAAUUUAUAGGGCUGUCAAAGCAUCUCUAUCACUGAAUUUAUUGGCUGAAGCACAAGACUUCUGCCGAAAGGGUCUUGAGUUGGACCCCAAUAAUGAGGAAUUUAAGAGGCUUGACCAACAGAUUCGUACGAAGAUAUCGGAGAAGGAGAAGCGUGAGGCUGAAGUCUCCAAAGCCAUAUUGGAGGCAAAAGAACUUGUGUCUGCAAUAGAAAAUAGAGGCUUGAAGAUUGGAAAGGCAAUAUAUCGAGAACUCACCGGGUUAAAGAAACCGGUGUUAGACAAAAAUAAUAUCCUUCAUUGGCCUGUCCUUCUUCUUUAUGCAGAGGUUAUGUCCAGUGAUUUCAUUGAGGAUUUCUGUGAGACUGACAUGCUUUCAGUCCACCUUGAUAUGAUGUUUUCAGCAGACCAACCACUCCCAUGGGAUGUUGAAAACAAUUACAAACGUGAUUUUGUUGAAUUAUACUAUGAGGCUGGCUCUGGAGUUCGUCUAUCAAAGGAGAAACUUCUUCAUUGUUUAUUAGAGGGAACUGCAGCUUCUCAUGUUGGUGAUGAAGAGAAAGAUGCAGUUGAGGAUUUUAAACACAGUGCAGGUUCCCCAAAAUGGAUCAAAGUAAAUGAGAAGAAAAUGCUCCAAGAUAUCCUCAAAGAACCUAAUUUCGUAAUCCCAGAAAUCCCAGUCUUCUAUGUUGUUUCCAAGCAAUCCAGCUUUUAUAGCAAGUUCAAAUCUGGAAAAUGGGCUCCUCCAAGCAUAUGAAAGCAAAGCAACAAAGGAAGGGCUUCAAGGUAGCUAUUAGCUAAUAUACCUUUAGUUGUUAUUAUAGCCACUAAAUUCAAGAGUUCAUUUACCAACUUGGAGUCUGAAUACUGUUCAUAAUUCAUAGUUAUCCACUGUUUCCAAAAAUUUUGGAUUCAAAACCUUCGUUAUCUGCCAGUUGUUAUUUGGUGAGUCAAAUUUUGAGGUUACAUUAGUGUCACAUUAAUAAUGAACAAAGGAAAAAACUUGCAUGAAUGUGUCUUAUUCUUUUCUAGGCAAGUGAACAAAGAAAUAUGAUGUAUCAUUUGUUGUAAUAUUAGGGGUUUCUUCAGUACCCUUAUAAGAUCUAAUAAUAGUCUUUGGAUAUCUGACUAUUA